GGAUUAUCGCAUCGCUCGCGCCGCGUAUGUUAAUGUGUGCGCGGAAAAAAAGCGAUUUCGCGGAGGGGAGGGAAAGAUGAAAACGCAACCCGUCCGAACACAUCGACGUCCCGCGACAUUCACAUGCCGACAUUGCCGAGACGUCAAACCGAAACGACGUUCGAUCGGCUCUCUCUCUCCCUCUCUCUGUUGAACGCGCUCCUUCUCGAACGCGGAAGAACGUAGUUUUCUCGCGGAUUCGCGGAUGCUCGCGCGUUCCCUUUUCCCUCCCCAGUUUCGUCGAGAGACACCCUUGCGAGCAGGCACACUCGGCGUGUGACUCGGCACACGAGACGCGAGCGUGACACGACGGAUCGCGAAGUGUCAAAGUCAACAACAAGAGCUGAGUUGAUCGCAUCGUUGAUUCGCUCUGUUUAUCAAUACCGCUCGAUCUUCUCGUAUCUCUCUUUUUUCGUGCUCUCUACGAUACAGGUCAUGUAUUUUUCGCGAUAGUCGAUUCGCAGUUUAGUGAAUAAGAGCGCCUUGAGAAUUGUGACUUUAACUGUGGAUUGUCGUUGCGCGUUAACAUUUCUUUAUAUCCGAGCUCCACGAUCGUUCUACGUAGUGUUUUCUAAGUAUUCCCGCUUUCCUUCGCGUCUACGGAUUCUUUGAUCAGUCUGAAAUCAACCCUUAAGCACUGGCGCGAGAUAUUGGUGAUACCUCACAUAAAACUUUUAUUAAAAAAAGAUAUCGGGAUAUUCAUAGCUUCAGAAUUAUGAACGAUUGAAAGGAAGAAGCUCUUUUGAAUUAAGAAGCGCGGAUAGAUAAUGGAAUCUCGUCUCUUAGUUUCGGAACUUGAGAAAAUUAACAAGACUUUAAUUGUCGUGUUUUCGAACGUUCGCGUUUUCCCGUAAUUUUCGAUAUUCUUAGAUUAGAAUUCUAUUAAAGCAAAAUUUCAUUGAUCAUCUCUUCAUAAUCUCUGUUUUUUACUUUAAACGUAUAAUUGUCAAAAAGCGAUUUAUGAAAAGAUUCUUGAUGCAAAAUUUCCAGAAAGAAAUUGCAAACACUUGUAGCUUGGAAACGAUCAAUCUCCUUUAUUUUAAAAAAAUUAUCGCAAUUUAUCGCGUUUGCUCUAAGAAUUCGUGAAUGAAAGCACGUGUGUGAGGAACCUUCUAUGAAUAGUACCGAGCUUUUCCACACUUUGGCCGACGACUUGUGUAGGAGUUUUCAAAAGAGGAUUAAAAUUAAAGAAGUCGCCGAGGACCACGUGGGCAUCGCGCAGUCGGAAUAUGUGCCGGUCGGUCGAUGCUGUUGGGGCUCAUUAAUCCAUCGGCGGAACCAUGCUAUCGGAAUGCGGCGGACUGGUGCACUUCAAGAAGAGACUAAAGCUUCGCAAGCAACGGUCUCGAGAAUUAAUUCGUGUUUUCGGAGGAUAAGAUGAGCAAGAGUGUGGAGUUACUCGCUGGAGCGGAGGACAGUGAGUCAACACUUGCGGGUAACGCAAGCGCCCAAGAGAGAUCCAGACUGAACUUGAACGGGAGCCGUCAGCUCUCGAAAAGCGCCACGGAGCUCCGGGAUAGCGAUAUCGCGAACAGCUCGCCGUCGAGGCGAGGCGAUGGAUCGGGCGACUCCGGCGUUGUCCAUCAUCAUCGGCAUCAUCGGCACGGCACGGUGUCGGUCGCGCAGCGCACUCACACCUUCUUCGCGACUCUGAAGAGUCGCUGGGCGCGGAGCAGGAGCAAGGAGCGGAAAAAGUCCAAGGAUGCCGGCAGCGUGCAGUCGCAGGACGCGGGCCAGUUCAAGAAUCCCGGCGUCGAGUCGGAUUAUACCGCCGAUUACUCCUCCGAGCAUAGCAGAAGUUCCUCGGCCACGCAGAGCCCGGCCAGGCACUGCCUUAAUCAUCCAGAAUCUCCGUUGGCACGCGGCGGCCGAGAGAAAAACGUGCAAGAGGACAACGCCGGAAGAUGCGGCGAGGGAUUCCCCAAGGGAUCUGUAAGCUUUCAGAAGGAUGGACAUCCGAGCGAGGGAUCCGUCAGUCAGGAUGGCGGCGAGUUUCUACACGACGAAACGACGCGAAAGAGAGAACUGGCGUUGAGGCAGCAUGCCUUCUUUCAGCUUCGUUUGCAUAUAAGAAGAGGCGCGAAUCUCGUCGCGAUGGACAGAUGCGGCGCCAGCGAUCCUUACGUAAAGGUGAAAUGUUCAGGACGGUUAUUGCAUAAAUCGCGAACCGUUCAUCGUGAUCUAAAUCCGGUUUGGGAUGAAAGCGUGACCUUACCUAUAGAAGAUCCUUUUCAGCAACUUACUAUCAAGGUUUUCGAUUACGAUUGGGGCCUGCAGGAUGAUUUUAUGGGAGCUGCUCAGUUGGACCUUACGCAACUCGACCUUGGGCAUUCUCAAGAUAUAAUAUUGGAACUUAAAGACCCGGCUCGACCGAAGCAACAUUUAGGCGAAAUUUAUCUGACGGCUACGCUUUGGCCGAGGAAUCAACAGGAAAAAGAGCAGUAUUUCCAGAAGACCAAUCGAUUGGCGGACGUGAAUAGACGAUUGAAAUCGCAGAUAUGGAGUUCGGUGGUGACGAUUGUGCUCGUGGAGGCAAAAAAUUUAUUGCCGAUGGAUAUAGAUGGUCUGUCGGAUCCCUACGUGAAAUUUCGGCUCGGCACGGAGAAGUACAAGUCGAAAGUGGUUAACAAGACGUUGAAUCCAGUUUGGCUGGAGCAGUUUGAUCUCCAUCUCUACGAGGACCCGUGUCUAGGUCAAGAGUUGGAGGUGACGGUGUGGGACCGGGACAGGAGUCAUCAGGACGAUAUAAUGGGCAGGACGCUGAUCGAUCUGGCGACCCUCGAGCGGGAGACCACGCAUCGGUUAUGGCGCGAACUCGAGGACGGUUCGGGCAGUAUUUUUUUACUGCUGACGAUAAGCGGCACCACGGCCAGCGAGACGAUCAGCGAUCUGGCCGCGCACGAGGAAACGCCGAUGGAGCGUGCUCAAUUAAUCCAGCGGUAUUCGAUCGGGAACACUUUGCAGAGGGUGCGCGACGUAGGUCACCUGACGGUGAAGGUAUAUCGUGCGCAAGGUCUCGCUGCUGCUGACCUCGGCGGUAAAAGCGACCCUUUCUGCGUUCUAGAGCUCGUUAAUUCUAGAUUACAAACGCAGACGGAAUAUAAAACUCUCGCGCCCAAUUGGCAGAAAAUUUUCACUUUCAAUGUAAAAGACAUCAACGCCGUUCUGGAGGUAACAGUCUACGACGAAGAUCGAGAUCACAAGGUAGAGUUCCUCGGAAAAGUAGCGAUACCGUUAUUAAAAAUUCGUAACGGAGAGAAACGAUGGUACGCGUUGAAAGACAAGAAAUUGAGGGGCCGCGCGAAGGGCAACUGUGCCCAAAUCCUUUUGGAAUUGACCGUCGUGUGGAACAUCUUCAGAGCAUGCGUCAGAACGCUCAAUCCGAAAGAGAAGAAGUAUAUGGAGCCGGAAGUGAAGUUCAAAAGACAAGUCUUUCUACGAAACGUCAUGAGACUCAAAGCUAUCAUCGUUAUAUUCAUCGACAUAGGAAAAUAUAUACAGAGUUGCUGGGAAUGGGAGAACAAGAUGAGGAGCAUUCUUGCUCUAGUCUUUUUUAUUUUGGGGUGUUACUACUUCGAACCAUAUAUGAUACCGGGUGUGGCGUUAUUGAUUCUUCUGAAGUAUUACCUGCUUAGCGGCGAGAGGAGCGGGUUCAAUCAUUGGAUUUGCGGACAGGUCGCUGUGGUGACGGGCGCACCAUUGAUUUACGCAAGUUCGCAGUUUCAAGAUCACUCUGAAAUCGGGUCUGACGAUUGUCCACCGACGCCAGGGGACGACGACGACGACGAGGAUGACAAGGAUAAAGAGGAGAAGAAGAGUCUGAAGGAGCGUUUGCAGGCGAUCCAAGAGGUGACGCAAACAGUUCAGAACUCGAUCGGCUACAUAGCCAGUCUGUGCGAGAGGGUGAAGAAUCUCUUCAACUUCACGAUCCCCUAUCUGAGCUACCUGGCGAUGCUUCUGGCGAUCGGCGGGGCGGUCGUGCUCUAUUUUAUUCCCAUCCGGUAUCUGAUCCUCGCCUGGGGAGUCAAUAAGUUCUCUCGAAAGAUCUUCAGGCCUCACUCCGUGCCCAACAACGAGGUCCUAGAUCUUAUAUCCAGAGUGCCUGACGACGAAGAACUGCUUAAUUAUAGAGAACUGAAACCCGUGCCGACGGCGGAUUGCGAGAAGGGCGGUACUUCGGGUAGCCCCGGCUCGAACGCGGCGAGGAGAGAGCAGAGAAAGAGGCACAAAGCGGCGUAGCAGAAUUACCCGCGGCCGGAAGUCGCGGGUUCACGGUCGUCCAGCAUCCUGAAAACAGUCCUGCUGCGCCGGAAACUGCGACAGCGAAAAGGAUCAGCGGAAAAUAUGGAUGUGAUCGACACAGACUGAAUACUCUUUCAUUUUGUACCCCACCUCCCCCCUCCUGGGUCCUGAUGACCUCGAAUCUUACGUCAGGCGUUUAGCGAAGGUGACACAUUGGUGGUGUGCCUCGAAAGAGGUGAGGAAAUAUAGAACUCAAGUAUCGAUGAUGAGAAUCCUUGAAGGAAGGCCGAAUCGGAUUGUACAUUUGUUACUUGAUUAUGAGAACAAAACAAGUUUUUUUAUCGUAAAAGAUGAAGUAUCGCGUACUGCGGUAUGAUAGCGAUUGACGAUCGUAUGAUGCGUUUUAUCAUGUUAAAUGUAAAGCGAGUAUAAAGAGAUGCAGUAUGUAUCAUGCAUUACUUAUACACAAUAUAGGAAUGUUAUAUAAUUACGAAUAUGUAACAUAUAAAUGUUGAAAAUAUUAUAUAACACAUAUUGUAUAUAAAAACAAACGAUAAAAUUAUCGGCUUAUUGCUAUUCUUUAAAACGCAUUAUACGAUCGCGUUCGUUUCUUCUCCGUAGUCGAUAAUAAAUCGACACUGGCGAUACCAAAUAAAGAUUUUAUUAGUAUUUUUUAAGAUAUAUUCUACGAUCAUCAAUAGUUUUCUUCCCGCGCAUUGAAUAGAUUGGAAGAAAUAAAUUAAGAGUAAAAUUAUAUUAAACAUCUUCUUUCUCGUUGAACGUGAACGCACGAUAGUGAACACUUUCAAUCCGGACUGUAUUGGAUUGAUUCUGAGUUUCUAUACUAUCGACGAUUAUGUGUGCAGGACAAUGAUCAGCGAAGAAGUUUGUGUAACGUUUCGAUUUCUUCUGUGGUUUCGUAAAAAUUUUUUUUUUUCCACUACUAUCAAUAUUAUUUUGUUUAUAUUAUUUGUGCUAAUUAAAAGAUCUAGAUCUGUAAAAACGUAGAAAUAAAAGAUUCGAAGAUUGUAAGUGAAAAACGAUUCGACAAGUAUCACAAAAAUUAUUUUAGAUCUUGGUUCCAAAAUUACUUUGCGAGAAGUUUUUCUAAUCGAAGAAUUAAAUUGUGUAACGUUACAUAUUAUUUAGAAUUCGUAAUAUAUUUCUUAUGUAGCACAAACGAAAUGACAUCACCAAAAAAAAAAAAAGGUAGUUCUCUUUAAAUUCAACGACAGUGACUCAACGAAGUCGAGAAAAAAGCAGCUUCUUCCUUGAUCGUACUUGAAAUAUGAGGAGCGCGAUGACUCCUUUAAAAUGAUCUCUCAAAAAAAAAAAAAAAAAAAAAGAAAACGAUGUGGAAGAGGAAGAAAGAAAGGGGCACAGGCAAGGAAAUCUUGAAAGUAUUCCAUAUUAAAAGGGAAAGCCGCGUUUCGAGCAUAUCAAGGAGGGCAAGGAACGUGUGUUCUUAGAGAUUCAUUAGUUAACAAAUUGACAAAUUAAUGGAGAUAGAUAUUUAAACAAAAUGCGAUGACAUUUCCCAUAGGGGAUCGUCGAUCGUUUCGUCCAUUGGUGUUGUUAGUUAGCCAGUUAGAAAUCGUUACGAGAGAUAGAGAGGUGUAAGAGAGCGAAUAAAUAUUUUCCAGGACGCAAUCGAGUCUUAGAAAUUUCCGCGGAAAAUUAUGCGUGACUGAGUCUCGCGGAAGGAUAUUGCAAUUGGUUUUCGGUUAAUUUGGACGUUCCGCCGUGCACUUUCUUACAGAUAGCGAACUUAUUUAACCAUAGUCGUGCGAAUAUUUUUCAUGGAUUUUACGGAGACGCGGGAGCAGUUGUUUUUUUGAAUUAAUAGUAAUGAAGAUAACGGCGAAACUUCCGCAUUAACUCAAUAUAUUCGCGCAUGCGGUUAUGCAAAAUCGUAUACACACGCUUACCUAUGUUGCGCGCGAUGGUUCCCUUUUAAAGCGUCUGACGUUAUUUAAGUCUUCGUUCCAACGCACAUGUUACGUGUUGAUUAAAUGAGAGAAAGAGCGAGCGAGAGAGAGAGAGAGAGAGAGAGAGAGAGAGAGAGAAAAGAACGCUAGAUUAUUUUAUAUCGGCGUUUCUUUGUCGCUGGGGAAAAUUGUUGCUGCGAGAAAAGCUGGUUGCCUUUUUAGCUGAAAAUCGUCCAGAUCGCGACGCGUGUAUUUUCACAACGACAUUUCGCGUUUGACCUCCGAUACGCAAUUCUACGUGCGACAAUUUUCUUAUCACGCGGGGAACAAGUUCGAUGUACCGUUGGUGUUAGUGGCGACUUUGCUACGGCUUUUUACGCGGUUGCGCAAUCACCGUCGUGACAUUUGCUGUCCGGCGCGUAUUCUUUCGUAUGUUAAACUUUAUAUUGCUCAGACAUGCGAUGUGAAAAGUCUACGAAGUUGUACAGAAAUCACUGAACAUGUCUGAUGCUUUAAAGCACGCCAUGAAACGCCAGCUAUUUUUAGCGCUGAUUUCGCUCGGUAAAUAAAGAGCUUAUUUUCGAACUUAUUAUGAAAAUGAGAAACGUGUUACCGGCUGUGUUACAAAUAUGUUGAAGACAUUCCACGAAAAUUUUUCAAAGUGAUGGAUCGAGGUUUCAGAAAAUAAGCUCCUCCAUGAGUCAAUUAAUCGUCACUUGUUAUUAUUCCCGCGAGUUCAAUAUAUUUUUAUCUGUAUUUUAUUCACGCAAGAUUCGAUUACUUAUUUUAACAGCGCGAUUGUCGCAAGCUCGUUGUGGAAAUACACUCGCUCGAGAAGGCGGAUAGUGCGUAUAAAUAUUUAUUCCUAGCCGUCAUUUUACCGGUUUGUGACCGGUCCGCGAGAAAGAAAGAGAGAGAGAGAGAGAGAGAAAGUGUGAUAGAGGGUAGUAUAUCGCUGAUCCAUUUUUCGCUUUUCUAAUUAUAUACUAUAGUCGUUACACGCCAUACGUCUUUUUCCAGUCUUUUAUCUUCGAUUUACUCAUUCUUAUGCAAUAUAAGCGCCUCGAUGAUCCUUUCGGCACAACAUUUGAGAGUCUCGUUAUGGAGCACUACACGGGGCGCGUUUGUCCACAAACAUGUACACGUAUACACGUAAAUUACACGAUAUACAAUAUAUCACACAAUCAUCAGGUGUCUUUUUCAAAUUAUUUUCACAGAUUCUUUUGGCCAAUUUGGAAUCGAUUCUUCCUAUCAAUGAAAAUGUGGAGUCAUUCAUCAUUUUUUGGGCAAUUAACAAUUAAAAAAAGCUUCUGGUAAAUCAAGCAUUAAUUAGUUGAUUUUAUUUUAUAUAAUCUCUUCUGAUACAAUGUUAAUUUAAAAACUUGGUUACAAAAGAUUGUACUAAGGAAAAAUCUCCAACUCGGCCAAAAUAAUCUGUGUUGCAAAAAGACAUUCAGUGGUUAGAAACACUUGUACCCACAGCGCAUUAUUUCUUUCGAAAGGCCUAAGAGGCGAGCUAAAACGCAUCACAUUACACGCGCAGUGUAACAAAGCUUUACGUCAUCUAGUCAACGAACUUACUUAUCGAAUCGCAGACACCCACGAUACCUGAAAGCUCGCAUUUGUGUUUCUGGGGCUUCCCGAUCCGCUUAGGUUUCAAUAUUGAACAUUUUGUUAUUUAUUUUCCGUCUCUCUCACGGCAUGCUGUCAAGUCAAAUUCUAUCAACGUUGCGUUUACUAACAGCUGUGCCAGAAUUAGGAGACCCAUCGAUGAUUAUCAAAAAACAGUACCUGCUACCUAGAACCGAACGUCAGUAUUAACGAAUAUCACGAUCGACAUUUCACGACAGGUUUUAAACUCGUUUUUUAAACUACUUCUAGUCCUUUUCUACUCUUCCAGUUUUGUACUUCCAUGAAAAAAUUCUAUUCCCCCUUUCGAGACACACGAUUCUAUUCUUCCUAUUUCGUCUCGCUGUUCUCGAGAAUAUAUAAAUUUUAAGAGCAACGUACACACGUACACAUAUACACACGUACAAUAUAUCUUUUAGAUUAGUGGUAGAACUCUAUUCUUGGAAAAAAAAUGGGAGAUCCAAAAUUUUAGUCUAACAGAAAAUGUAAUCUGUACAUCGUGCUUAUCGCUACUCUGAACUGCUUUUUAGAAUUCUCGAUGGUCUAUCGAUUCUCAAGUUAUAUCAAAUAUUUGAGGAGAGGAAGAUUUAGCUGCACUUGAAUUGAUAAAUCUUUAUCCUGUCAAUUCUAAGCUUGAAAAAUUGAAGAGCUCAUGUUAGACAAAUUGUCUUGCAUUCGUAUUUGAAAAGAAUUAGGAUUUGAUAUUAAAGAGUUUGAUGUGGCUACGUUAUAAGCUUUUGUAAUAUUCUAAGGGGUAACAAUCUCCAUAAUUUCGCGACGAAUAAUCUCCCUGGAUUCGGAAAAUACGGAUUUAAGACGCUUUGGAGAAAGCAAACUCUUCGAUUUGAUCUUUUUCUGGAAAACAAAACGUGAUCUCUUUCGCCGACAAAAAGAGGAAGACGGAUGUGCGUCGGAAACGCACCGUUAUUACCGAUCGUACAAUCAACUUGCAGCGGAUACGUCUCUACACACACUUAUACACGAACGCACACACGCGCACCUUCGAAUUUGCAUGCUCCAGUUUCUUCGUGUGGUAUUUAAGUCUUCAUUCGAGUGUUUAGUCGUUAAGGGGAAAAAGAAAAAGAUACGAGUGUCGCGAACACAUUUACGAGGGCCGCGCUUUUCUCAUUCACACCGGCCGAUGCAGAUGCAGAUCGCUUCGAUCAGUCGAAACGCUCCGCACACACAUUUGUCCACACUUCCUAAUUGAUAUAAGAAAGCGAGCGAGCGAGAGAGAGAGAGAGAGAGAGAGAGAGAGAGAGAGA
Molecule: messenger RNA, 9103 nt
Organism: Linepithema humile (Argentine ant)
Lineage: Eukaryota; Metazoa; Arthropoda; Insecta; Hymenoptera; Formicidae
Gene: Mctp
Product: multiple C2 domain and transmembrane region protein
Biological process (GO): regulation of neurotransmitter secretion
Cellular component (GO): synaptic vesicle membrane
Molecular function (GO): calcium ion binding
Source: RefSeq, a predicted model, not a curated record